CACCAAAGCCAAUACCUCCCACUUCACAAGACGACCUUGAAGCAAAUCCAGAAUCACAAUGCCUUCUCGUGUUUCUUUCAUCUCUUGCAUUCUCCUCCUCUCUUCCACAGGAAGCGUCUUUGCCGCCCCGGCUCCAACCAAGACAACCAAUGUCCUUCCGACCACUCUCGAACUUGCUCGCAGAUCUGAAACCACAUACUGCUACACACCUGACCCGCCUAACCCCGGAGGCGCCGUGGCACCGAUCUGCACCGUCAUAGAGUACUGCGCGGACGCGAGGGCUGCGGGCUUGUGUACAGCGCUCGGAGUGCUGGGCUGCGGAAAUACAGGAGGAGACCAGAGCUGCCAGCAAAAUGCUGGCGACAGCUGCAUCGAACAGUACUGCUGAGUGGAAGGGGUGGUCUGCGGGUUCUUAGAAAGGUUGCGAAGUAAAUGGAUGAACUCUGGUGGGGAGAGGCGUUGGUGUAUUCGGGG
Messenger RNA from Trematosphaeria pertusa, 474 nucleotides. RefSeq lists its product as uncharacterized. NCBI's taxonomy places the organism in Eukaryota, Fungi, Ascomycota, Dothideomycetes, Pleosporales, Trematosphaeriaceae. The transcript has 2 exons. The record is from RefSeq and is a predicted model, not a curated record. Bases 59 to 388 code for a protein of 109 amino acids.